Messenger RNA from Fusarium sp. VM40, 1011 nucleotides. The record is from the annotation of a GenBank genome assembly. Lineage: Eukaryota; Fungi; Ascomycota; Sordariomycetes; Hypocreales; Nectriaceae.
AUGGGCUACUCAGGGAGUGAAGACGAACACGGCCCGUCAGUUUCAAUACCUAUUGCUGUCUGCAUGGGCUUAUCGCUUUACAACGUCGUUGAGCUGAAUGUGCUUAUCCUUACGACCUUCAAGACGAGAGGAAGUCUGUACUUUUGGAGUUUUGUCGCCGCCACGAAUGGAAUUGCGCCGCAUACUAUCGGGUUCCUGCUGAAAAAUCUGGUCCUUUCCGAGAAUUUUGUUCUGUAUAUCACGCUCAUCUCUAUCGGCUGGGUUUUUAUGGUUACUGGUCAAUCACUCGUUCUGUACUCACGACUGCAUCUUAUUUUCUGGAACCAUUUUUACUUGAAGCUUGUUCUAGCUAUGAUCAUCGUCAACGCUGUUGUAUUGCACCUCCCCAUCAUUAUUCUUAUGUAUGGCUCCAAUAGCAGUGAGGAUAACCCUUGGGUACACCCGUACAAGAUAUACGAGAAAAUCCAAGUCACUGUCUUCUUUCUGCAGGAACUCAUCAUCUCGGGCCUUUAUAUCAAAGCAUGUUCUUCAUUCUUCGGAACGGAGGGGCUUUUGCAUCGCAAAGGUGUACGGCGUAUGCGGAAGCAUUUACUUCUUGUCAACGUCAUCAUUAUUCUUCUGGACAUACCCAUUCUGGUCCUCGAGUCCGCCGACUUUUACGACUUUCAAACAGCAUACAAAGCUCUCGUCUAUAGCAUCAAGCUGAAGCUGGAAUUCAAUCUUCUGAACGGCCUUGUUGAAGUGGCGCAAGGGAGUGAUGCAAUUGGGUCGCGAAGUGGGAAUCAAAUCAUGACCAAUUUACGAUUAAGCGUGUUUGAAGAGGAUGGGAUGGGUGUUGUAGCUAGAGAUUGUGAGAAUGGUGGGGUUGGAGGAGGAACUGAUACGAAAAGGCGAAAAGCAACAGGCUCGAGCUCAGAUGAUCGAAUGUUGAUGGAGAUGGGAAUAUCUGUUACUUAUAUUGAGAGGAGGGAAGAUGAUGAGGAGCGCAUCGGACACCACAUAUCGACAUAG